CGUCGAGUCGCGGUCAGAUCGCCAUGGACGAGGAUCUGUCGAUAGAUCACAACGAGCAGGUCAGUCACCACACCACACCCACGAACACCACCACAUCAGCGCAUGCACCAUCCCAUCUGCCCGUUCCAUGGACACUGCAGCAUGACGACGAGGAUGCAGACGGCGUCGCGCCACGGCGGCUCAACCACCACCACACCAACGUGAAGCCACCCGACCUGAGUGCCCCAACGCCCGAAUCAGACGCAGCAGCCCGGAGGGAGAAGCUGCGCGUCCAGCGUGAGGGCCUCCCGGUGUGUUCCUACCGUGAUCAGAUUGUGGGCAUGCUGACGUCUUCGCCCGUGGUGAUAGUGGUGGGCGAGACGGGCAGCGGCAAGUCGACACAGAUCUGCCAGUACCUCCAGGACAGUGAGGACUUCAGGACGGCAUGCUUCGGGGCGCAACACAAGGUGCGCAUUGCACCGCACGUGGGAUGGACGGCUGGUGGAUCGAUGGGUGCAUCCGAUGCGUCCGAUGGAUGCGUCUGUGUGUGUGUGGUGUGUGUGUCAGGAUUCCAUCCGCAUCGCCAUCACGCAGCCGCGUCGUGUUGCUGCCGUCGCCACCGCCAAGCGAGUCGCCGACGAGCGGGGCGGCAAAAUCGGUACGCACACCACGGAAGGAAGAUGCGCACGUGGAUGGGAUGUGCGGCUGGUUGGCUGGCGGCUGCAGGGGGGGAGGUGGCAUAUUCGAUUCGCUUUGACGACACGGCGUCCCCUCGGACCCGCAUAAGGUUUCUCACGGACGGGUGUCUGUUGCGGGAGUGCCUUCACGACCGGCAUAUCCUCAACUACCAGGUGAGUCCAUGCCAGCCAUCCAUCCAUCCAUCCAUCCUAACACACAAACAUCUCUCUCCCUCUCUCUCUCUCUCUCUGUGUGUGUGUGUGUGUGUGUGCAGGUGAUCAUCCUGGAUGAGGCGCACGAGCGGUCUGUGAGCACCGACGUGUUGUUCGGCAUCAUCAAGGGCGCCCUGGCCGUCAGGGCAGGCAACCUACGAGUGCUAGUCACCAGGUCGGCACAUACACAUGACACAAACCAACACGGGACCUUCAAGCAAGUGUGUGUGUGUGGUCAGUGCGACGCUGAACACGGAGCUGUUCAGCAAGUACUUCGGGAACGCUCCCGUGCUCAACAUCCCCGGCAGAUGCUACCCCGUCGACAUCCACUACUCACCUCUCACAAAAGGAACGCCGCACCACCACCACCACCACCACCAAAGAUACACACAACACAGACCAGCACAAUGUGUGCGUGUGUUGUGCGCAGGGGGCACUGCCCGCGUUGAGGCGUGUGUCAACGCCGCUUUGCGUCUGCACAUGGAGGAGAACGACCACCCCUGCGCACACAUUCUGAUCUUCGUGACGGGGAUGGAGGAGUGUGAGCGGGGCUGCACCAUGGCAUACGACAAGCUACAGGCCCUCAUGGAAAGCGGUCAGCCCCCCACCGCCGCCCCGAACACCCACCACCCACACCACAAACUCGGCUGCAAUCCAAUCUCUGUGUGUGUGUGCAGGGAGGGAGGUGGGCGACGUGUUGAUAGUGCCGCUGUACGGCGCCCUUGCGUCGGAGGACCAGCAUCUCGUCUUUGAGGAGGUCCCGCUGGUGAGUAACUCACUCACCAGUGUGUCUGCUCGUGGAUGGAUGGCUGGAUGUCUGCGUGUGUUGCGUCAGGACUGCCGCAAGAUCGUCUUCGCCACCAACAUCGCCGAAACCUCGCUGACUGUGGUAGGUUUGGCAGCGGACCGCACGAAGGCAGCGACCGUCUUGUACUCAUGUGUGUGUGUUGGUCAAAUGUGUCAGGACAACGUCGGGUUCGUCAUCGACUCGGGAUACGUCAAACAGGCAAGCAAGCACAUGAAUCCAGUGCCAAUGCGAGCGGCUUAUUGCGCUGCCUCGCUGCAUUCUCCCUCCCUCCCUCCCUCCCUCCCUCACCUGACAGAAAUCCUACAACGCCAAGACAGGUCGGCUUAAGGCAGGCAGAGAGAUGCGAGUGGGCUCACAAACGACGCAGUGGCAUGUUGUGUGUGCGUGUGUGUGUUGGUGGGCAGGGAUGGAUUUGAUCCAGACGAUGCAGGUGUCCAAGGUGCAGGCCGAGCAGCGCACGGGCAGGGCGGGCAGGACCAAAGCCGGUAAGUAAGCACGGCCAACCAAGCCAACCAACACACGACGCACACUUCCCUCUGCUCUCCUCCGCCCAACACACACGCGCAGGCAAGUGCUUCCGCCUCUACAGCAUCGACAACUGGAAGCAGUAGCCACCUCCCCCCACCCACCCACCCACACAGACAGACAGACAGCGACACAGACUCCUCAUUGUGUGGUCAUCAGUUUCCAGGCGGUGACGACGCCCGAGAUCCAGCGGGUCAACCUGUCGGCGGUGGUGCUGCAGCUAAAAUGCAUGGGCAUCAACGACGUCCUGCACUUCGACUUCCUGGAGCCGCCGUCGACCACCGCCCUGCUGCUGGCCUACAGGCUGCUGUACUUGCUCAAGGCCAUCGACGCGGAGGGGGCGGUGACCACUGAGGGGCAGUUUAUGGUCGAGGUGCCUCUGGAGCCGACGUAUGCACGGUGAGUGUGGGUGGAUGGAUGGAUGGAUGUGUGUCGCCGAGGGUCGAUCGUGUUGUUGGUCUGGCUAGGUGUGUGUUGGCGUCUACGUGGCUGGACGUGACGGACGAGAUGCUCACGCUGGUGGCCAUCCUCUCGUCAGAAAACGUGUGGGUGAGACCCUCCAAGCAGAACGAGGCCGCCGUCAACAAGGCCUCAAGGGCACACAAACAGUGAGUGCUCACCCACCCAAACCGCACACAGAGGAAAGAGAGACAAACAGACCGGCCGCAUGUGUUUGUCCGUCUGUAAUAACUGCACACAGGUUCCAUCACGCCACAGGCGACCACCUCUCCCUGCUGACGGUAUUCUCCGAGUGGCUCGACAACCGCACCGACCGCCGCCCCGACUGGUGCAAGUCCCACUUCAUCAGCCACCGCUCCCUGCGCAUGGCCAUGGACAUCCGGCGGCAGCUUAGAGAGCAGCUCGACAAGAUCCACAUUCCACGCAAACCGGCCGAUGAUGCCGACAGCCGGCUGGUUGAGGUGCGUCGAGUGCCGACAAGCGAGCGGGUGCGUCGGGCGCUGUGUGCGGGACUGUUCAUGCACACGGCGAGGCGGUCUGAGACGGUGGAUGCCUGGGUGAGUGUGGGCGAAUCGACGCUGGCAAGGCCCGAGAGGGACAGCGCGCUGGAGGAUAUGGACCCGCCCCCACAGUGGCUCAUUUACAGCGAGUGAGCAACUGCGUGACUGAAUGGAUGGAUGGAUGGAUGGGCGGACACACACAACGCACCUCUGUGUGUAUGUGUAUGUGUGUGUCUGUCUUUGUGUGGAUCAGGUUGUCGGGUCAGAGUGCUGGUGCGGCCAUCUUGCGGUGCGUGUCGGUCAUCGACAGGGAGUGGGUGGACGAGCUCCUCAAGCGAAUGGACCACGUCGACCUCAAAAAACUUGCAAACUACCACCCAGCCGACAGCACGGCCGAUGGGCGAGGCAGGGGCAGGUAGGUACACGCACCUCAGCACUCAGCACGUGCCUUUGUGCCUAGUCUGUUAUUGCAUGUGUGUGUGGUGUGGUGUGUUGUGUUGUGUGGGGUGUGCAGGAAACGUGUGCUUGAGAAGGACCCAGCAGCGCCUGAGGCGGCUGUGUCGACUGAGGAGCAGGGGCAGCGUGUGAUGAGUGCUAAGGAGAGAUACCUCGCCAGGAAGAAACAGGGCAGCUGAGCUGACGUAUGCUGAGCUGUGCGUGAAUGGAUGACGUCGUGUGUAAAUGAAGACAUUCCCCCAUUCAGUCCGACAUAUGACUGACCAGUCUUCAUC
Messenger RNA from Vitrella brassicaformis, 3892 nucleotides. The record is from the annotation of a GenBank genome assembly. NCBI's taxonomy places the organism in Eukaryota, Vitrellaceae.